AUGCGCAGCAGCAGGACCGCCAGGAGCGUCUCGAUCGGCGCGAGCACCGGUACCCCGUACAUCACGGCUCUCGCCGCCGCCGCGACCGUGACCGCGAACGCGAACGCGAACGCGAACGUGAGCGGCGUCCGCGCACCUCGCCGCCAGCUCCGGUUGGUCCCCGAGCUUCGGCUCCCGGUGCCCCCGCGCCCCCUCCGGCCGCUGACCCUCAUGUCGAGCGGCGUGGACGUGGUGGACGAGAUGGGGCGGAUGCUGUCGAACCAGCCGCGCCGGCCGCUCAUUCUCGUGCGCGACAACGCACCGGGCCACACGGCGGAGCCCCGCCGCCGCGGGAACGACGUGCUCGACGACAUCUACCACAUGAUUACCUCGGCGCCCCCGCGCAGUGGGGGUCUCCCGUCCCCCCACCGGCGGUGA
Molecule: messenger RNA, 417 nt
Organism: Epithele typhae
Lineage: Eukaryota; Fungi; Basidiomycota; Agaricomycetes; Polyporales; Epitheliaceae
Exons: 2
Coding region: 1-417 (138 amino acids)
Source: RefSeq, a predicted model, not a curated record